UGAGGCUGGGGGAUGGGUGAAAACGAAGGAAGGAUCGAUCACCAGGAUGGCUGAGGCUGCUUGUGUUGGGGUUGGUUUUUAGUUGUGUUGAUUAUUUUAGUUGAAUUGGAAAUAAUGAAGGAUGUGCGCGCACAUGGGUGGGUUGGCAAUGGGCCAAUGGCAUGGCAGAUGAACCUACCAACCAAACCAACCAAGCUCAAUCACAUUAUAGCGUCCGUUGAGCCAACUUAAUGAUGGUGGACCUUAAUUUGCCAGCGGCCCCUGUAUAUGUAUAUAUAUACACAAUUCAUUCAUUGCCUUGCUUCAGUCAGAGCUGGAGAUAGACGCAUACAGAAGAAAUGGACCAAAACCAAAAGCAGCUAGCCUCCCCACAUCUUUCAUGGAGCCUCCGCCUCUUCAUGUCCUCCUUUUCCUUCGCCGUAGACGCCUCUCGCCGCUCAAACGGCACUCUCAACCGUUGUUUCAUCAACCUCCUGGACUUCAAAUCCCCUCCUCUAACGAAACCUCACAAAAACCUCAAAAGCUCUGACGUCAUCGUCGACUCGUCCCGCAACCUCUGGUUCCGCCUCUACACUCCCACCGCCUCCCAAUCCGCCACCACCCUUCCCGUCAUCGUCUUCUUCCACGGCGGAGGGUUUGCGUUCAUGGCCGCCAACUCAAAACCUUACGACGACUUCUGCCAGAAGCUCGCUCGCGAACUCCCAGCCGUCGUGGUCUCUGUCAACUACCGCCCCACUCCUGAGCAUCGGUAUCCGUGCCAAUACGACGACGCACUCGACGUCUUGAAAUUCAUGGAGAACGACGGCCACUACUUUGAGGGCGCGAAUCUCAAACAAUGCUUCCUCGCGGGAGACAGCGCGGGUGGAAACAUAGCGCACCACGUGGCGCUCAGAUAUAGCGGACACGUGUUCCAGAAUCUGAAGGUUGUUGGGAUCUUGUCGAUCCAGCCGUUUUUCGGAGGAGAGGAACGGACGGAACCCGAAAGGAGGCUGGUGGGAGUGCCGAUAGUGAAUUUGGAGCGGACGGACUGGAUGUGGAGGGCGUUUUUGCCGGAAGGGUCGGAUCGGGAUCACCCGGCGGCGAACGUGUUCGGACCCAAAUCGGAGGAUAUAUCGGGGUCGGAUUAUCCGGCGACGAUUGUGUUCGUGGGAGGAUUUGAUCCGCUGCAAGAGUGGCAGAAGAGAUACUACGAGGGGUUGAAGAAAAGCGGGAAAGAAGCUGAGCUGGUGUAUUAUCCGAACGCCAUUCAUACUUUCUAUGGUCAUCCGGAGUUAGAAGAGCGUGCUGCUUUUUUUAACAAAGUCAAAGAUUUCGUGCAAUUGCAAAUAGCUCUCUCAUAGAAAACCUUUCAUCUCAUUGGCGGUCUGUAAAAGCCUUUCACUCAUUCACGUCACGUAAUAAAAAAGAUAGACACAUAACUACAGUUAAGGAAAGUCUC
This is a messenger RNA of Prunus persica (peach), 1438 nucleotides long. Its product is annotated as probable carboxylesterase 18. Gene Ontology annotation, biological process: pollen tube growth. The transcript is spliced from 2 exons. NCBI's taxonomy places the organism in Eukaryota, Viridiplantae, Streptophyta, Magnoliopsida, Rosales, Rosaceae. Gene Ontology annotation, molecular function: carboxylic ester hydrolase activity. The coding region runs from base 339 to 1340 and encodes 333 amino acids. The record is from RefSeq and is a predicted model, not a curated record.